UCUACUGAUGCGAUUACUCAUUCCCUAACCUCUUUGCUAAGAGGAAGGGACAAAGGGAUGACUGAAUGUGCCAGCCAGGGCACCCCAAGAGUCAGACAAGGAUCCCAAGUAGUGGAGCAGUUUCCAAUGCUAAUAAAACAUUGUAACUAUCUACACCGAUCGCGUAAGCUUUUUAAUUGUUCCACAACUUUCUGUGGUUGAAACAGAUACAACAUUGAACAAAAGCUUAGAAAUGUCGGCAUCAUCGCGUGUUUUCGACACCAUUAGUGAAUGUCUCGCCCUGAUACAGUCAGAUUCUCAAGAUGCUCAAGAGAAAGGUCUUCAAACAUUGGCUGCCAUCACCAAGGUACUGUCCAGUUGCUUGUGAAGGCUAUCGAAGACACUCUUAUCGAUUCUGGUGAUGCUCAUCAUCUUUUGAGUUCAUUGACUGAACUUGUUCAAUUCCAUGGAAAUUGUACUUUGGCUGUUCGUGGUGGAGCAGUUCCAGUGCUGCUUCAAGUUGUAAAGAGCACCGAUAACAACGAGGAUUUGGCUGGAACAUCUCUUACUGUUCUUGGUCUUCUUGUGAGGUUUGAUGAAGGGUUGAAUGCAGUUAAGAAAACAAAUGCGAUAAUAAGUUCAAUGUUAAGUGUGUUGAAAGGAAGGUCACUGUUGUGUAAGGAAGGUGCAACCGAUAUCCUUCUUCGACUUUUUGAUGACAGUGAAGAAUGUGUUAGAGAGGCUUUGAUGUUAUCAGAAUUCUCAAGUGUGUUGGCUGAUCUUUGUGUGAGGGGUUCACCAAGAGUUCGAGAUAAGGCUGAUUUGUUAAUGAGGAAGAUUGCAAAGGUUAGCUUAGAAACUAACAUGGAAUUAGCUUGCUCCCUAAAUGAUUAAUAACUUCAAUCAAGUUAUUGCAAGUUAAAUGGUUUCCCUAUUCA
Cicer arietinum (chickpea) is the source of this 917-nucleotide messenger RNA. The record is from RefSeq and is a predicted model, not a curated record. Lineage: Eukaryota; Viridiplantae; Streptophyta; Magnoliopsida; Fabales; Fabaceae.